AUGGUCCUCCUCUACACGACAAAAAAACUCUUCAAAUUCUUAUUUCCUCCCGAUUCUGCGUCUUCCCAUGAACUCACCAACAAGGAUCCUCCCUCGGAAGCAUCCUCUACGUCUCCGCGAUCCACCAACACAUCCAGCAAAGUAUGCAGGCACGGCAUCAGUCCCCGCUGCGAAACCUGCGUCGCUGCCCGUCGCGCCCAGCUGAUCUACCGCUGGAAGAUCAUACUCGGCCUCUUCCUCCCCUUUACAGUAUCCGCCCUCGAUGUGACCAUCAUAGCGAGUGCUCUACCCUGGAUCGCCGCCGAUUUUGGCGAGCUGACCCAGCUCAACUGGAUCAUAUCCGCCUUCAACCUGACCUCCGCCGCCUUCAUCCCCUUUUGGGGUCAGAUCGCUGACAUUUUCGGCCGGCAUACCACCAUCCAGGCUGCGACGCUCAUCAUGGUCGUCGGCAGCGCGCUGUGCACCGCGGCGCCGACGAACGCCUUCGCCGUGCUACUCCUGGGACGAGCGAUUCAGGGGCUUGGCAGUGCGGGUAUGGAUAUUUCGGUGCGGGCCAUUGUCGCCGACAAGGUCUCGCUCGGCGAGGAUGCGAAGAACUGGUCCAUAUUUACGUUCAUCGGCGGCGUGUCGUACGGAAUUGGGCCAGUGAUCGGAGGAUACCUCACGAGCGCAGACUGGCGAUGGUGUUUCGGCAUUAACCUGCCUGUUGGUGUAGUAGGCAUGGCAGUCGUAUUCACCGUGCUGCGAAAGGAGCUUCUUGGCCCCCAACCUAUCCCGCGACUCGAAGAGACCGUCGAGACAGGCCGUCGAACAACGUUCAAGCAUCGUCUUCGGACCAUCGACGUUGGCGGCCAGGUCCUGUCUCUGCUCGGCUUCUCCCUCCUCAUCUUGUCGUUUACCUGGGCGGGUGCGACCUACGGCUGGAACACACCGGCCGUGCUUGUGCCCCUCAUUUCAAGCGUCUUCAUUAUUGGGGCCUUCGUGUGGUGGGAAUACCAGAUGGCACCGGGCAAUAUGCUGGCGCGGAGGUUCAAUUAUCAGCGUGCGAUGAUUCCCUGGGAGGUCCUCGUCAAUCGUGACAUCGCUCUACUGUUCUACACGUCCUUCGCGACGGGCAUGGCCAUGUACUCGGUCAUGUACUUUUGCAACUUUUAUUUCACAAUGGUGAAGCAGCUCGGCGCCGACGAGGCAGGCGUGCAGCUUCUCUAUUUCAUUCCUGGUCUUGCAGCCGGCGUGUACGCAGCCAUGUUCAUGUGCAACAUCAACCCUGGCCAGACAUGGCAUCCCAUCUUCUUCGGCUCUGUCAUCCAGGCGCUCGGCAUCGGGCUACUAGCAUGGGCCUGUUGGAUCGAGCAUGAUGCCACAGUCUACGGCAUGAUGGCGCUGUCGGGUGUCGGUGUCGGUAUGAGGCUCAUGCCCGUGCCUCUCCAUGGCAUGGGCUACUUCCCACAGCGAAAAGCGGCCGUCAUCUCACUCGCUCAAGUGUCGGGCCCACUGGGUGGUACACUGGGCUUGACUGUCAUGACGACGGUGUUCAACAACGUGGCGGGCAUUGAGAGCAGCGGAAGAGACUUUACGGCGCUGCGCGACAUGGAUGCGAGCCAGUUGGCGGCCAUGGCGCGCGAUGCGAGAAAGGGUAUUGUGAUGGCAUACAUCUCCAUCUCUCCGUUCAUGGUGCUUUGUGUCGUGGCAGCGGCCAUGUUGGGCAAUGUUUUCAUUGCCAGGGCCAAGGAAGGCGAAGACGAGCGUGAGAACAAAAUCUUCCCUGGCGUCUUCUUCUGGGCGUGGAUUCGUGGCGAGGCUCACGUUUCGGAAAAGCCAGAGGUACUUUCGACCACGCGGCUUCCGGGCGGCCACCGAGGGGUGUAUCUUGCCCCAGGUUGA
Messenger RNA from Verticillium nonalfalfae, 1884 nucleotides. RefSeq lists its product as uncharacterized. The transcript is spliced from 4 exons. Gene Ontology annotation, cellular component: fungal-type vacuole membrane. Gene Ontology annotation, biological process: basic amino acid transport; transmembrane transport. Bases 1 to 1884 code for a protein of 627 amino acids. NCBI's taxonomy places the organism in Eukaryota, Fungi, Ascomycota, Sordariomycetes, Glomerellales, Plectosphaerellaceae. The record is from RefSeq and is a predicted model, not a curated record. Gene Ontology annotation, molecular function: basic amino acid transmembrane transporter activity.